Molecule: messenger RNA, 2736 nt
Organism: Neomonachus schauinslandi (Hawaiian monk seal)
Lineage: Eukaryota; Metazoa; Chordata; Mammalia; Carnivora; Phocidae
Gene: PDE8B
Product: phosphodiesterase 8B
Exons: 26
Coding region: 1-2736 (911 amino acids)
Biological process (GO): signal transduction
Molecular function (GO): 3',5'-cyclic-AMP phosphodiesterase activity
Source: RefSeq, a predicted model, not a curated record
AUGGGCUGCGCCCCCAGCAUCCACGUCUCGCAGAGCGGCGUGAUCUACUGCCGGGACUCGGACGAGUCCAACUCGCCCCGCCAGACCACCAGCGUGUCGCAGGGCCCCGCGGCCCCCCUGCACGGCCUCUUCGUCCAGACCGACGCCGCCGACGUUAUUCCCCCGAGCCGCGCGUCGGGACCCCCGGGCACCACUCGCGUCCGCAGGGCCCGCGCCGAGCUGGGCAGCGGCGGCAGCAGCAGCAGCGGCAGCGCGGGCUCCGCAGCCCCCGCCGCGACCACCUGCAGGGGCCGGAGGCGCCACUGCUGCAGCAGCGCGGAGGCCGAGACCCAGACCAGCUACACCAGCGUCAAGAUUGGUGCUUGUGAAAACAGCAGCAAUUACAGGUUGAAAAAGGUAGAAGCAUAUAUCCAUCAAUAUGUCUCUUCAGCGGAGGUGCGCAUUGGGCCCAUGAGACUGACGCAGGAUCCUAUUCAGGUUUUGCUGAUCUUUGCAAAGGAAGAUAGUCAGAGUGAUGGAUUCUGGUGGGCCUGUGACAGAGCUGGUUAUAGAUGCAAUAUUGCUCGGACUCCAGAGUCAGCCCUUGAAUGCUUUCUAGAUAAACAUCAUGAAAUUAUCGUAAUAGAUCACAGACAAACUCGAAACUUUGAUGCAGAAGCGGUGUGCAGGUCGAUCCGGGCCACAAAUCCUUCCGAGCACACGGUGAUCCUUGCGGUGGUUUCACAAGCAUCGGGUGACCGUGAAGAGGCCUCGGUCCUCCCUCUCCUGCAUGCAGGCUUCAACAGGAGAUUUAUGGAGAAUAGCAGCAUAAUUGCUUGCUAUAACGAACUGAUUCAAAUAGAACACGGGGAAGUUCGCUCUCAGUUCAAAUUACGGGCCUGUAAUUCAGUGUUUACAGCAUUAGACCACUGUCACGAAGCCAUAGAAAUUACAAGCGAUGACCAUGUGAUUCAGUACGUCAACCCAGCCUUUGAAAGGAUGAUGGGCUACCACAAAGGCGAGCUGCUGGGGAAAGAGCUCGCCGAGCUGCCCAAAAGUGAUAAGAACCGGGCCGACCUUCUCGACACCAUCAAUACCUGCAUCAAGAAGGGCAAGGAGUGGCAGGGGGUUUACUAUGCGAGACGGAAAUCUGGGGACAGCAUCCAACAGCACGUGAAGAUCACCCCGGUGAUUGGCCAAGGAGGGAAAAUUAGGCAUUUUGUCUCCCUCAAGAAACUGUGUUGUACCACUGACAAUAAUAAGCAGCUUCACAAGGUUCAUCGUGAUUCAGGAGACAAUUCUCAGACAGAGUCUCAUUCAUUCAGAUACAAGAACAGAAGGAAAGAGUCCAUUGAUGUGAAAUCGAUAUCAUCUCGAGGCAGUGAUGCACCAAGCCUACAGAAUCGUCGCUAUCCAUCCAUGGCAAGGAUCCAUUCCAUGACCAUCGAGGCUCCCAUCACAAAGGUUAUAAAUAUCAUCAAUGCAGCCCAAGAGAACAGCCCCGUUACAGUAGCAGAAGCCUUGGACAGAGUUCUAGAAAUUUUACGGACCACAGAACUGUAUUCCCCUCAGCUGGGUACCAAAGAUGAAGAUCCCCACACCAGUGAUCUCGUUGGAGGCCUGAUGACUGAUGGCUUGAGAAGGUUGUCAGGAAACGAGUAUGUGUUCACUAAGAAUGUGCACCAGAGUCACAGUCACCUUGCGAUGCCAAUAACCAUCAACGAUGUCCCCCCUUGUAUCGCUCGAUUACUUGAUAAUGAAGAAAGCUGGGAGUUCAACAUCUUUGAAUUGGAAGCUGUUACACAUAAAAGGCCAUUGGUUUACCUGGGCUUAAAGGUAUUUUCUCGGUUUGGAGUUUGUGAAUUUUUACACUGCUCUGAAACUACUCUUCGCGCCUGGCUCCAAGUGAUUGAAGCCAACUACCACUCCUCCAAUGCCUAUCAUAACUCCACCCAUGCCGCCGAUGUCCUGCAUGCCACUGCCUUCUUCCUCGGAAAGGAACGAGUGAAGGGAAGCCUUGAUCAGCUGGAUGAGGUGGCAGCACUGAUCGCCGCCACAGUGCAUGACGUGGAUCACCCAGGAAGGACCAACUCCUUCCUGUGCAAUGCAGGCAGUGAACUCGCCGUGCUCUAUAACGACACCGCUGUCCUGGAGAGCCACCACACGGCACUGGCUUUCCAGCUCACAGCCAAGGACAGCAAGUGCAACAUUUUCAAGAACAUUGACAGGACCCAUUAUCGAACACUGCGCCAGGCUAUUAUUGACAUGGUUUUAGCAACAGAGAUGACCAAACACUUUGAACAUGUGAACAAAUUUGUGAACAGCAUCAAUAAGCCAAUGGCAGCUGAGAUUGAGGGCAGUGACUGUGAAUGCAACCCUACUGGGAAGAACUUUCCUGAAAACCAAAUCCUGAUCAAGCGUAUGAUGAUCAAGUGUGCUGAUGUAGCCAACCCUUGUCGCCCCCUGGACCUGUGCAUCGAAUGGGCUGGGAGGAUCUCUGAGGAGUAUUUUGCACAGACUGAUGAGGAGAAGAGACAGGGGCUCCCUGUGGUGAUGCCAGUGUUUGACCGGAACACCUGCAGCAUCCCCAAAUCCCAAAUCUCCUUCAUUGACUACUUCAUAACAGACAUGUUUGAUGCUUGGGAUGCCUUUGCCCAUCUGCCAGGCCUGAUGCAACAUCUGGCUGAUAACUACAAACACUGGAAGACAUUAGAUGACCUCAAGUGCAAAAGUCUGAGGCUUCCAUCUGACAGCUAG